Molecule: messenger RNA, 2349 nt
Organism: Drosophila melanogaster (fruit fly)
Lineage: Eukaryota; Metazoa; Arthropoda; Insecta; Diptera; Drosophilidae
Gene: mh
Product: maternal haploid
Exons: 4
Coding region: 85-2259 (724 amino acids)
Biological process (GO): DNA repair; DNA damage response
Cellular component (GO): nucleus; chromosome
Molecular function (GO): DNA binding; metalloendopeptidase activity; single-stranded DNA binding
Source: RefSeq, marked reviewed
AUUUUUCGAAGUAUUUUUGUGCACCUCGAAAUUGCGAUACUAAUUUCUGUAGAGGAUUGGCCCAGGAUCAACAAGGCGACCAUCAUGUCAGAUGCAGACUACUUGUUCGCUCUGAACCUGCAGAACCAGCUAAAUGCGGAGUCAGACCAAAGUUACACAGCCGCGGAUGCCAGCAAUGACAGGGACUAUCAGCUGGCACGCAGGAUUCAGAACCUAAUAAACGAGGGCGAUGAGGACGGUGCUAGCGAGCUGGACAGCAGCAUUCAGUUCGUCUACCCCAAAUCGAAUCAGCCAAAAUCAACAAAAAUGGAGAACUCUGAAAUCAAAAACAAAAAACGAGAAGCGGCUAAAAAGAAGCCAGUGCGCGCUAUUCAGGCCAGCCAUGAUGACUAUCUGAAUAAGACGAUGAAUCUGGUGGAUCCGGAGUGGGAGCUGGUCGAUCCCACCCCGGACAUCUACGCCAUGUUCAUACGCUUCGACGAGAAGUUCUUCCAGGAGCGCCUGGGCGCCGUCUCCCUGGAAUGGAGCAAGAAGAUGUACUCGUGCGCUGGAAUCUGCUACCAGCGUGGCAAUCGCUUCGUCAAACAGGUGACCAUUCGGCUCAGUGAGCCGCUGCUAAAGUUGCGUCCGCGCAAGGAUCUCGUGGAAACGCUCUUGCACGAAAUGAUCCAUGCCUACUGCUUUGUGCUCAAUAUACGCGAGGGUAACGGUGGCCAUGGACCCAAUUUCAAGCGCAUCAUGGAGACGAUCAAUAAGGUGGCGGGCACCAACAUCACCGUUUACCACACUUUUCACGAUGAGGUGGCCUCCUAUCGCACCCACAUCUGGCGCUGCACGGGCAUUUGCCGAGAGCGCUCACCCUUUUGGGGCUAUGUGAAGCGGACCAGCAACCGAGCGCCCGGUCCGAACGAUCAGUGGUGGAAGAUGCAUCAACGUGAGUGCAGCGGCACCUUUUUGAAGUUGAGUGAACCCCCGAAGGCCCCCAAGCCGGAGACCAAGUCAAGGGCUAAGAAGUCCACACCGGCGGUGGCCGCGCCCAAGGAAGACAUACGCAACUGGUUCGGCCAGCCGUCAGCCAAGAAAGCGGCCACCGGCACAGUCUUACUAGGCGAUCUGGCGAAGGCGGUGCCGCCGACUUCUUAUCCCGGACUCUCUUCCGAACCCUUUGCAUUGCCCAAGACACCAGCUGCUGGCACAAAAGGCAACAAAAGCGGCGGAUUCAAUGAACUGGACAAAUCAGGUUCGAAAGCCACCACUGAAAUGAGCGGACAGGGCUACAGUCUUGGUGGCUCUAGCGCUAUAGAACACAUAGAUCUUAGUGACACUGAUGUUCCCGAUUCCGCUAAACUUCGUCAAAUUCGACUUCAGCGUUUUAGCGAAGAUGCUUCCAACAAGCGACAGAAUAAGAAAAAGAGGCGUCGUGUUUCCAGCGACAGCGAGAUAAUCAACUGGGAGUCCUACGAUGAUGACGUAAUGGUCAGGGAUGUUCAUACGCCCAUCGUCAACUUGGUCGAAAGCUCUAGUGAUGAAGAGGAGAUGAAGAUGCCAGCUGGCAGAAAAACCAUGACCAGUCAGGAGCGCACGCAGAUCAUCAAGCGCCAGGUAAUGGAGGAUGAGUUGACCUUGUGUGAGGACGAUAUCCUCUUAAUUGAUGAUGAAUACGACGAUGAGGUGGCCGCAAAUGAAUCUUUAACAGCCGCCACGGAGCUAGCUGACCAAUCCAUUAUAGAUGAUAUUUUUGGAGAGGACACCCUGCUGAAGGAGUUCCAGCGUGAGAACGACGUGCAGCCCAGUUGCUCAAGCUACGCCAAAAGAAUUGAGAACGACAUCGUAUCUUGUCCCAUUUGCUUUGAGAAAAUGAGGCGCACUGAGUUGUCCAAUCACUUCGAUGGCUGCGCCAUUAUGGUGCGCUUGGAACCGCCAUCGUUUAAGCCUAAAAACCGCCGAACAACUGCUUCCUUAACCUCAAAGGACUCGUCGGGAGCUUCCACAUCACGCCGCGCUAAAUCGAAAGCAAAGUCAUCAAAAGGAAUUCUUCGCAGCUCCGGUUACACAGAAGGGGAGAUCGACAAGCUCAACCUGAGCUCCUCUACCGACUCGUCUACUCUGCCGUCUAGCGAGGACGAACUUACUCCGCGUCAGCGCCGCCAGCGCAACCUCUUCAAAGAGACCGUAGGCUGCCCCAGAUGUGGCCUGGAGAUCAUGCCUCUACACCUGAAGGUCCAUGGAUCCGUCUGCGCUGGUCGCAAGAAGCGCUAGGACAAAAAACAUCUCAUACAAAACAUAAUUCGUUAAAUAGAAACUAAUGUUAACUUUAAUGUUAUUAAAAACAUGUUACAGGAUUCGCCC